GAGUGCAUAACAGAGAUGGACAGGACGGAUGAAGAAGAUAAACAACAAAGACACGGCGAAACUGAUGAAAAGGAAAUUGAAGAGCUGGAAAAGUCAAGAAAUGAAAUUGCGACUAUUAAACAGACUAUGUGGUCUGUUCGCUGUUUUCAGACCUGGUGUGACGAGAAAAAUCUGGCUAUUGAUUUUAACACUACAACCAAAAGUGAACUAAACCAGGCUCUUCAGCAGUUUUAUGCCACCGUUAAAAACGCGAAAGGUGAACCGUACGGUUUCAGCAGUUAUGCUUGCCUACGUUCAGGGCUCAACAGAUACAUCAAUGAUCCACCGAUCAACCGAAUCUUGUGUCUGUGGAAAGAUCCCGAGUUCACUUCCAGCAACAACGUAUUCGUUGAAGUAAUAAAGAAACUUAGACGAGAACGACGUGACAAAACAGCCCAUCAUCCUGCGUUAACAGAGGCGGACUACAACAAAAUCAGGCACUCCCCGGUACUAAAUCCAAAUACACCUGAGGGUCUUGUCAACAAAGUCUGGUUUGAUGUGCAGCUGCAUAUGGGACGCAGGGCUAAAAAGAGCAACCGCCAACUGAAGCCCGACUCAUUUAUCAUUCACAAGGACGAGAAGGGUCGGAAGUAUGCGACACUCGACGAAUUCUGCACAAAAGACUACAAAGAUGCUGCUGGGGAAAUAAACAAAAUUUGCCUAAGGUUAGGUGGGUUUAUGUUUGAGAAUCCUGGUGAUCCGUUGUGUCCUGUCGCUUCUUUGGAGAAAUACCUGUCCUUGCUGCCGCCUGAUCCACCUGCAUUUUAUCUCCAUCCAAAGCGGACAAACUACAGCAAAAAUGACUGGUAUACUAAAGAGCCCAUGGGGUUGAACUUUCUUGGCUCUAUGUUGCCACGAAUUUGCAGAGCAGCUGACACUAAGACGAUCUACACCAACCACUGCCUGAGAAGAAGCACUGUCCAUAAAUUCUCUGAUGCUCGCCUAGCAGCAACAGGAAACGUGUUAUUGACAGUGCAUUCACGUAAAUCGUCCCUGCAAAACGCCACUGAGGUACGUGUGAUGGACCGUCAGGAGGGCCUGAUGGGUGAACAUCAGAACAUCCAAGAGGAGGCGGCAAUGAACAUGGAGGACACAGCCGAGUGUUCAGAGCAACUAGUCAUCGCUAAAGUCGAGGACUUGGGGGAUGAAAUUCCAGUGCAUGUAGACCCGACCAUAGAUCACAGUGAGAAGAAAGAGGUGGAUAAACCUGAAAAUGCAGGUAAAAACCCAGAUAAAGAAAUAAAAGCAGAGGUGCCUGCAGGAACAAACCCACGGCCAGUGUUAAAAGGUGAAACAAAAUCUCAAGCGGCCCAGCCCACUGUCCCACUACCUGUGAAUAUCAAGGAUGAACCAAUGGAUGAAGAGUAUGAGAAAGCCUCAACACCACAGCAGCCCAUAGGAAACGUUAAGGAUGAGCCUGACGCCUCAGCCGACUUCAGCCAAAAACCAGAUGAAUUGAAAAUCAGCGCUGUGUUUACUGUGGGAGGAAAGUCAGAUGGAGCUCCAGUAGCCCCCCCAGGUCCAGUACCCACACUUCCUCCACUGGCCCCUGCCUUUCCAAUUGGUGUCGUCUGCACGGGCUGUAAAAAAGUUCUGCUAAAGGGCCAGACAGCUUUCCAGCGCAAAGGCUGUUCGAAACUCUACUGUUCACCUCAGUGUCUCUGUACUGCUUCUAAUUUGGUGGUCAAGGCACCUCAGAAGAAAACAUGUCACUGCUGCCACAAAGAAAUUGUUGACUUAAAGGAAGUGCUCAACGCCCCAGACACAUCAGGGGGUAUGAAGGAGUUCUGCAGUCACAAAUGCCUAAAUGCCUCGACCUUCAUGUGCAGUGUAUGUCAGAAGACUGGUGUGAGUUAUACUCACCAAGUGAACAUCAUGGGCUCCAUCCAGAAGCUGUGUAGUGAAGUCUGCUUCAGCAAGUUCCGCACUACCAGUAAACUAACCAUGAACUCCUGCAUGAACUGCAGUGGCUUCUGCAACAGCACCGACAGUUCAUGUCCCACUUUACUGAUAGAGGGCACCGCUGCCAAGUUCUGCACCCAAAACUGUCUCACAACCUUCCUAAAGAAGAGUCAGAAGAAUGUCGCCUGCAAGAUGUGUCUUACCAUGCGCCCGACCGGAGAAAUGGUGGACAGUCCAAACAUAGAGGGCAUCAGAGAGCUCUUCUGCUCCGCCUCCUGUGUCACCGCUAAUAAAGUCCAGGCUGUCAGUUCCUCAGGUGCUGCAGUGGAGUGCAACAGCUGCAAGAAGAAACAGGCACCUCAGUAUCAUCUAGCCAUGUCUGAUGGCACCAUUCAGAACUUCUGUUCCUUUUCCUGUGUAGUGUCAUUUCAGGAGGCUCUCAGUAAGAAAGCAUCUCAAAACCAGGUAAACACUGUAACAUCUACAAGUAACAGCCUACCUACCCCAAUACCUGCUGCCGCCCCCAAACCUGCAUCAAAACCUGAACCCAGCUCUUCAAAGAAGACUAAUGCACCGGUGCAAACAGUCACCAAAAUCCCCUGCGCUCAAUGUCUACAGUCGUUCUACCACAAGCCAGAUCUACUGGAGUACAAGAGAAAAAUGUAUGCUUUCUGUGGUGGCUCCUGUGUCGAGGAGUUUAAAAAGAUCAACAACAUCAUGGCUCGCUGUGAAUAUUGUAAGAUAGAUAAGGUUAUCAAAGAGGUGAAAAGGAUCAACAAGAUUGACCGGUCUUUCUGCAGUGAGGGAUGUAGGUUACUCUACAAUCAUGACCUGGUCAAGCGCUGGGGAAAGAAACAUUGUCGCAAUUGUCUCUACUGUAACGGCUCGGCUCAGACUUUAGUAAAUAGUUUUGUUGGCAAAAAGCAGGAAGAGUUUUGUGGAAAUGCAUGCUUGGCACAAUACAACUUGAUUCUCCGUCAGGAAGUCAAGUGCACAAUGUGCAAGCAGGCCAAGAAGAUGACUGAGACUGUGAAUUGGCUGGGUGAGAUUAAGCAUUUCUGCACCCUGCAGUGUCUGAUGUUCUUCUGCAGUCUGCAGGGCACCACCGGGACAGUCACUAAAGCUGCGAACAAAAUUCUGCCUGCACCGGGGACGCCCCCAGUAGUAUCUGUAUUGCCUCAAAAUACUGUUAAUCUCACACCAGUGGGAAGUAAAGAUGCCACACCAGUCAUUGCCAAAGUUAUAUCGCUGUCAGGUGCAACUAAUGGACAACCAGGUGCUGUGGGAAACACGGCUCUGCAAGCAUCUGUUCCAGCUGCAACUGCAAAAGUUAAAGGACAUCUUUCGGCGAGUACACAGACAGAUGCCGCAAAGACUCCUGCCCCGCCACCCAAAAUCCUUAAAAACAAGGCUUUACUGUGUAAACCCUUAACCCAAAACAAAGGCACGUCCUGUAAACCAAAUUCAUGUGAUGCGGACACACAAACAGAUUUACCUCAUUUCAUGGUGGUACCUGUUCCAGUACCAGUGUAUGUACCAGUACCCAUGAAUCUCUACACCCAAUACACACCAGAGCCUUUCGGGUUACCGCUGCCAAUUCCAGUGCCCUUGUUUUUUCCCACAACUCUGGACAGCGCUGAGAGCAUUGUGCAGACCAUCCAGGAAAUUAAAGAGAAGAUCCCUAAUGAUCCCCUUGAGGCUGAUCUCAUCAUGAUGGCUGAGAUGGUGGCUGAGGAUGCAGAGAGGGACAAACACACCACACCUAGUGACCAGGCUGGUACCUUAGUGGAUGAUUUUGAUUUUGAAGCUUUAUCCAGCAAUCUAAGUUGGGAAGAGGAUUCGGUCUCUUCUGCCCAGACAUGGGAUCAACCCCCAGAGGUCGAGAAAACUCAGUCAGUUAACCCUGUUACUAUGACUCUCAUCCCCACCCCAACCCCAAUAGAAGAGCCACAGAAGGACCUGGAGGCUGAUUACCCAGUUGAGAACAUUGCACUUUUGAGAGGAAAAUCACAGGAGCAGGAAGUGUCAAGUGCGGUCAAACGGAGACCUCGCAGAAAGGCCCGUGAUGGAUUCCCUCAAAAGAAACGGGCCCGUAAGUCUGCGGCACCGGUAGCGGCCACAUCAGCUCAAGACACCCUGACUAACCUCUCCAAACUGCAACAAGAGUAUGGCGUCAGUGCCUGGAAGGACUGGGUACACUGGAGAAACAGCCAGCCUAACAUGGAGACUCCUAAAUUUGGCUCACGAAGCAUGACGCUAAAAGAGGACUUGUUAAAGUGUAGCACUGCCGAGUUGAGCUACGGCCUUUGCAAGUUCAUCGCUGAGGUCCGUCGACCCAAUGGAGAGAAAUACAGCCCUGAUAGCAUCUUUUAUCUCUGCUUGGGCAUCCAACAGCACCUGUUUGAAAAUGAACGGAUGGAGAACAUAUUCGCAGACAUUUGCUACACCAGAUUCUGCCAGGAUGUGACUUGUUUACUUAAGGAGUGGAAGCCAACUAUUUUACCUAGUGGUUACGUCCAUUCUCGGAUAGAGGAGGAGUACCUGUGGGACUGUAAACAGUUGGGGGCUUUUUCACCUGGCGUGCUGCUUAACACGUUGCUUUAUUUCUUCACCAAGUACUUUAACUACAAAACAGUAGAGCAACACCGUCGCCUCUCCUUCGGCCAUGUCAUACGCUGCUCUCGGAAUAAAGGUAGUGGCAAAGAGGGCUGUUUGCGUUUCUACCCACCCAAAGAGGAGGUAAACGAGGAUGGUGUCCCGGCGAAGAGGAGGAAAGAGGAUGAAGAUGACCGGGAAUCUGUGCUGGAGAUUAAAGAAAAUACCCAGAAUCCCCUCCGCUGUCCAGUCAAGCUUUACGAGUUUUAUCUCUCAAAAUGUUCUCCCAGCGUGAGACAAAGCAUCUCCCAUUUUUACUUGAACCCUGAACGCUCAUGCGUGCCCUGCAGUCCAAUGUGGUUCUCCACAUCCUCACUGAGCGAUGAGGCUCUAGAGGGCAUGCUCACACGCAUCCUCACGGUCAGAGACCUGCACCUGCAAGAAGACCAGCCGCCCCCCGAAUCAGAAUCUGACAGCGACUCGGACUGAGAAACAAGCGCACAUAUAAAUGACUGUAAAGCAGUGGAGGUGUGCCGGUGGAAGAUUUCUCCAUGUUUGAUUCCUUGGUAGUUACAAGGCUGUAUAUAUUAUUUCCUUCAGUGGUCAAAGCAUGAUUUCAAAGUAUAAUUGAGAAAUGCUUGUGUGACGAUGUCAGUAAAAACUGAUGUUGUAUGGGCCAUGGCUACUAAACUUACUGCAGUGUUAUAGUCACUUUUUUAUUAUUCUGAAACACUAAAGUCUAUGGAAGCAUCAUUGUGUGUUUGCUAGAGGAUUUGCUCACUUGUCAUUAAGGAGUAAAUUAAGUAUUGCGGGAUUUAUUGUCAUUUGACAGCCAUGCAACUCCAGGGCUUCCUCUACUAUGGAUAACUCUGGAUUAGUUUAUGGAUUAAUAAAGACCACACAAAUGUAAAUGUCUUA
This is a messenger RNA of Misgurnus anguillicaudatus (oriental weatherfish), 5454 nucleotides long. Its product is annotated as zinc finger MYM-type protein 4. Gene Ontology annotation, molecular function: sequence-specific DNA binding; zinc ion binding. The record is from RefSeq and is a predicted model, not a curated record. NCBI's taxonomy places the organism in Eukaryota, Metazoa, Chordata, Actinopteri, Cypriniformes, Cobitidae.